UUAGAGAGAGAAGAGUGUAUUUAUUUAACGGAGAGAAAAACGGAGGGGUGUCGUGAAAUCGUAUCAUCUUCAAUGGGAAACCCUAAUUUCGAAACAACUUCUGUGCAAUCCCCUAAUUUCUCGAUUGGGGAAACAGCAUCUGAUUUAGAUUUGUGUGGUAAAAGAAAAAGAGGUAAUGAGAUUCAGGAAAUCGAUGCCGCCAUGGCAAAGGCGAAGGCGAAGGCGAAGGCAAAGAAAUCGCGGAUGGUAUCGGAAUUCACAGAUUUCGAUGAUCUACUGCUUCGUUUCAAAAAUAAGAUGAUCUUCGAAAAUGAAGAUUUCGAUCUUAUGAGAGAUUAUUGCGACAGUGAUGAAGAUUAUGAUAUGAAAGAGGAGGUGAAAAGAAGUCUUCCAUUCGACAAGGGGCCAGUUCUUGAAUACAUCAAUCAAGUCCGCAAUAGCGGUGGAUUUGAUGUGGAUGUGAAGCUUCCUCGUUGGCUAGAUGUGGGCUGGGAUUUCAUCCACCUUCCUAUCACUGAAUCUCGCCGUGAUUAUUUGUAUGCGCAAGCAAACCUUGCGAUUGAUGAAAUCAAUGUUGACUUGGAAAGCAAAGCUUUCGAGCUUGUACAAGUUGUCAAGGCUGUCAUGUCGUAGCCCAUCUUUGAUCUGUCGUUUUUGACGCUGGCUGUGAAAGCUGCUACUAAUACUAAUACUAAUACUAAUACUAAUACUAUCACUAUCCAAGCAAUUGUCUACCAUCCCAUUGAUGCCCCUUGGGAGCUUAAGGAGUGGAGGAUCAAACCCGAGGUGGUUUGAAUGUUCCAUUUCUUCUUUUUGGUAUCCUCCUCCUAAUAUUAGAUACACUACUAUGUGAUAUGUCUUGUUUUAACAAGUUCUUGCCACUCUGUUUAUGUUUUCAUAUUUAAUGUUUGAACAAUUCUAAUUAUUACCAGUAUUUGGACUC
Molecule: messenger RNA, 943 nt
Organism: Salvia splendens (bonfire salvia)
Lineage: Eukaryota; Viridiplantae; Streptophyta; Magnoliopsida; Lamiales; Lamiaceae
Exons: 3
Coding region: 73-633 (186 amino acids)
Source: RefSeq, a predicted model, not a curated record